Melospiza georgiana is the source of this 2011-nucleotide messenger RNA. It is a transcript of the gene RNF8, whose product is annotated as ring finger protein 8. Lineage: Eukaryota; Metazoa; Chordata; Aves; Passeriformes; Passerellidae. The transcript is spliced from 8 exons. The coding region runs from base 25 to 1593 and encodes 522 amino acids. Gene Ontology annotation, cellular component: cytosol; site of double-strand break; nucleus. Gene Ontology annotation, biological process: ubiquitin-dependent protein catabolic process; protein K48-linked ubiquitination; double-strand break repair. Gene Ontology annotation, molecular function: ubiquitin protein ligase activity; histone binding. The record is from RefSeq and is a predicted model, not a curated record.
CGCCGGUCGCGGCGGGCGGGCGCCAUGGCGGUGCACGGGGUGCCGUGCCUGGCCUGGUGCCUCCGCCGAGUCGGGGCCAGCGGCGACUGGCUCCUGCUGGAGGCCGGCACGCAGGUGACUAUUGGCCGAGGAUUAGAUAUCACGUACCAGCUGGUGUCAAAAACCUGUCCCCUGAUGAUCUCUCGUAAGCACUGUGUCUUCCAGCAGAAUGCAGAAGGGCAGUGGACUGUCAGGGAUAACAAGAGUCUAAAUGGAGUUUGGCUUAAUAAACAGCGCCUGGAUCCAUCAAAAGUCUAUCCUAUUGCUGAAGGAGACCGUAUCGAGUUGGGAGUGCCUUUGGAAAACAGAGAGACUGCUGAAUACGAGUAUGAAGUGAUUAAAGAUGAAUGGGAGAAAAUUAGACCCUUUUUAGCCCAGAGAAGUGACCUGGGGAAAGCUAAGAGUUCAAGACCUAAACGUAAAUUUAGUUUGGAGGAAUUGGAGACAUGUGAAUCAGAAGGCCCUUCAAACUCCAGAUGCAAAAGAGACAGAAUGUCCUGUGGCAAUGAACCUUUAGAUAAAUCAUGGGGACAGGCAGAAGAGGCCAAACGGCUAACAGAGAAGAUGGAUGUCAAGCUGCCUUCUCCUGGGCCCAGUGAGGGGGACGGUGCUCCAGUGCAUGGUAGCCCUCUGCACUCCAAAGCUGUGACUGUCCCCCAGCAGGACCAGAAAGGCUCCGGUCUUGUAGAGUCAUGGACUGGCUUGAAAAAGCUGAGGAAAUCUCUAGAAGAUACAAUGAAAUUAAAGGUUAAAGUGCAGGAGAAGCAGACUGCAGUUCUAAAUGUCAAGCAGAAGCACAGGAAAUGUGAUCAGAAGGAGAUCCUAGUAAUGGAACAGGAGCUGCAGGAGUUGCAGAACCAACUCUGCAUGGAGCAAGAGCAUCAGCAGCAGCAGGUGGAAGAGCUGGAGAGGACAUUCUGUAAAGAGCAGCAGAAGCUAGAGGGAGAAAAAUGUCAACAAGGCGAAGAGAAUCUGAAGGAGCAGCUAGCCCAGGUCCUGCAAGAGCAUCGUGCUUUGAUGGAAGAACUGAAUCGUAAUAAAAAAGAUUUUGAGGAGAUAAUUCGAGCCAAGAAUAAAGAACUGGAAGAAACCAAGGAGGAGAAGGAAAAGGUGAGAGCCCAAAAAGAAGAGGUGUUGAAUCAGAUGAAUGAUGUGUUGGAGAAUGAGUUGCAGUGCACAAUCUGUUCUGAGCACUUUAUCGAGGCAGUGACUCUGAACUGUGCACACAGCUUCUGCUCCUACUGCAUCAAUGAGUGGACAAAACGUAAAGUGGAGUGCCCUAUCUGCAGGCAGGAGAUCAAAUCACAGACACGCUCUCUGGUGCUGGACAACUGCAUUAACAGGAUGGUAGAAAAACUGGAUGUGGAAAUGAAAGAGCAUCGCCUGAGCCUUAUCAGAGAGCGGAAAGAGAAACAGAAUGUGAUGGUGAAGCCAGCCACAGGCAGUGACAACGGUGUCCCUUCUACCACCUACUCCAUCUCGUCAAUGAACAGUUGUGACAGUGAGGACUCUGAGGAGGAUUCUUCCUAUAGUGAAAGCUACUAUGUUAUCUGAACAUUGUUACUGCAGACUCAUUGUCCCUGUGCUGCCUCGAACCAGCCUAAUGGUGUUUGGUUGACUGCUGCUGGAGGAGUGGACUGGGCACCUGGAAGGACCUGUGAAGAGGCUGGAGCUGUAAACUAGCAGCAUUUGGAAGAAGGAUCUUGUUUUCCAAAUGAAUGCACAGAAGCUUGAUCUCUAAAACAAAAUUGGGUUUGUGAGAGAACAGACUGGCAUUAUGCUGUCUAAUUGAAUUACAAACCCUAAACUUCCACUUUAGCUUGUGACCUGCUCAGUGUAAUGAAAGAGUUUGUAUUGAAUCAUUGCCCUUUCCUUAAUGAAUUACAUGUUUACAUCAGCAUCCCUUAUUUCAGGCAGCAGAGGGAAUGUCCCAAGCCUUUUGAGAACUUGGCCAUCCCCACCAGCAGGCAGG